Molecule: messenger RNA, 735 nt
Organism: Protopolystoma xenopodis
Lineage: Eukaryota; Metazoa; Platyhelminthes; Monogenea; Polystomatidea; Polystomatidae
Source: the annotation of a GenBank genome assembly
GCUGCUCAAUAUAUUGGUGAAAUGUGUCGCUAUCUGUUAGCCCAACCCCUUAGACCAACUGACAAUGCUCACAAGGUUUGGCUGGCCUUUGGAAAUGGCCUCCGGCCACAGGUUUGGACAGAGUUCUGCAAACGCUUUGGCAUAAAGAGGAUCGGCGAGUUUUAUGGGGCCACUGAAUCGAAUGCCAAUUUCUGCAAUGCUGACAAUAAGGUCGGUGCCAUCGGCUUCACUUCUCGUAUUCUUCCCUGGGCAUACCCCGUUACUCUGAUUCAAAUUGACCAGACGGAUCCAGAUGCCCCUCCACUACGUGAUCCACGCACCGGUCUGUGUAUGGUCUGUCCACCCGAUGUGCCUGGGCAGUUGGUUGGCAGAAUUACUGAGUUUCGGCGCAAUCAGCUGAAUCCAACUGUUUCCAAAACUCGCACUACUCUAAGCUUAGCAACCAGUAGCAAAUCUGGCGCCAUUGGCGAUCAUAAAGGAGGAAAUUCGGUGGUGCCCGGUGUACCGUUAGUCAGAAAUCGAACUCCUGGGAUGACCGGUUUGAGUUCUAUCGGCUCAAGUGGGGACUCAAGCUCUGAAAUGCCAUCCAGUUUAGUGUCUCGCCUGACUGAUCGAGUGAUGCCUAAUCUGUUGCGUGCCUACGACGGCUACGUGAGUCAGAAGGCGAGCCAGAAGAAGAUCAUUCGUGAUGUUUUUCGCAAGGGUGACGCCUAUUUUCUUUCAGGUAGCCCUUAG